Messenger RNA from Candidula unifasciata, 165 nucleotides. Lineage: Eukaryota; Metazoa; Mollusca; Gastropoda; Stylommatophora; Geomitridae. The record is from the annotation of a GenBank genome assembly.
AUGCAGCCACCGCCCCGAAAGGUGAAACCCACAGUGUCUCUAAAGAAUAUCCAGACUGACCAGGUGUCUAAACUGAACAUUAAGCACCAGCAGGAAUGCGAUCUUCUAGAGGAUAUGAGAACUUUCUUUUCGAGGAAGGCCGCCCUGGAGAAGGAAUACGCACAG